AUGAAUUCAAUGACUUCAGCAGGCUCCCAGGCCAAUACUGUGUUUGUGAUGGCACCCCACAACGGGUAUCCUGUGAUCCCAGGAAGGAUGUCUCAGGUGCCCCAAUAUCCACUCAACCAGCCCCAAGUCCACACAAUUUCUGGGAACCUACAUGGUUUGGAGCCACCUGUGCCUAUGCAACCUGACCAGAGAUCCUUUAAAGACGGCAAGGUUUUAGGGGCCAUCCAAAUCCUGAUCGGCCUGAUACACAUUGGCCUGGGCAUCAUCAUGGGGACCAUCAUCCCUUGGGGCUACACAGCUAUCUCAUUCUACGGAGGCUAUCCCUUCUGGGGAGGCAUCUUGUUCAUCAUUUCAGGAUCCCUCUCAGUGGCUUCAGAAAACCUACCGAGAUCUCCUUGCCUGUCCUCUGGAUUAGCUACUUCUGCCGUGCUGUUCAUCUUUAGCCUCCUGGAGUUCUGCAUUGCCUGCACGUCUGCCCACUUUGGCUGCAAACUACUCCACCAUUCACACAACAGCGAUGUGGGCAGGGGCAAUCUGGCUGUGCUUACCAUCUUUACCAUCCUGGAGUUCUUCAUUGCAGUCAUUGCCACCCAUUUUGGGCACCAAGCCACCCUAGCCCAAGCCAAUGCAGAAAAAACCCUGACUGAAGCAGCAGUCCAGCCUCUGUGA
Molecule: messenger RNA, 669 nt
Organism: Myotis lucifugus (little brown bat)
Lineage: Eukaryota; Metazoa; Chordata; Mammalia; Chiroptera; Vespertilionidae
Product: membrane-spanning 4-domains subfamily A member 8
Exons: 6
Coding region: 1-669 (222 amino acids)
Biological process (GO): cell surface receptor signaling pathway
Cellular component (GO): plasma membrane
Source: RefSeq, a predicted model, not a curated record